AUGGACGUUGGUCCGUCAAUGAGAGAAAUACCGCCCGGACGGUCAUCCGCAUUAAGUCUGUGUCAGCAGUGCGUCAGCUGGAUUGUGCAACGCAGAAUUUUCACUGAAUCUAAAGAUGAGAUUGCUGUAGUACUUUUCGGAACGAUCGAAACUGAAAAUCCACUGGCCAGUAAUACCGAAACUGAAUAUCAGCAUAUAUCAUUGGUGCGUAAUCUACUUAUGGCCGACUGGAAUUUAGUGAAGUACAUCGAUGAAGGUAUUCCAUCUGAAUGUCAAGAAGCGAACCUUGCUGACGCACUGAUGGUCGCCAUGCAUGUGCUGGUGUCCGGCACGCGGGGUAGGUCGUUUGCGCAGAAAUCCAUAGUUCUUUUCACGGACUUUGGUACCGUCCUUAACGAUGACCAGUACCAGACGAUCAUUCAAGACAUCAAAGAGCUUCAGCUGGAAAUUGUACUAAUUGACUGUAUCCAGCUCAGUGGCAUGCCUGUACAAGUGGAGAAUUUUACAGUGUUCGAACGAGAUCGCUGUGAGGAGGACAAUGUUAAGCUAAGACGUCAACAUACUGCUGCCGACAUAUGUAAGAAAUUGGUUUCGGCUGCCGAUGGCACUUGUUGCUCAAUUAGAUAUGGUUAUCAUUACCAUUAUUGUCAUCAUUUCUCGAUCGUGUACAACCUUGGGCAGCAGUUCUUAAUCAUCAAAUCCAUAAGUAUCCAGGAGACCGAAGGCAAACAGAUCAAGCCGCACUACUAUUCAGGCGACGGCUCGUAUCUGGUAUUUGCAAACUCAUCGAAUAAGGCUGGCUGUGCUGCGUUUUCCGCCUUUGCGCACGCCAUGCAGCAAACUGGAAAAGUCGCGAUUGUCAGGUACUGCUACAGUGUGCGAUCCUCGCCACGAAUCGGCGUUCUCAUUCCGUUGAUCAAACGUGGCUACACCAGUUUCGUUUAUCUCAGUCUCCCGUUUGCAGAAGAAAUCGCUACUUUCGCAUUGCCAUCACUUAUACAGAAUGACCGAAUUAAGCCUAGUGAUGAGCAGUUGGAUGCCGUGGAUCGUUUGAUCGAUGCUCUGGAUUUGACAAACGUUUCGCCGGAAGGAGAAAAGGAGUUGUACAGAUCGAAAGACAUCCUGAAUCCAUCGAUUCAGUUUUUAUUUAGAGUACGUGCUUAAUA
Messenger RNA from Soboliphyme baturini, 1166 nucleotides. The record is from the annotation of a GenBank genome assembly. NCBI's taxonomy places the organism in Eukaryota, Metazoa, Nematoda, Enoplea, Dioctophymatida, Soboliphymatidae.